Molecule: messenger RNA, 1659 nt
Organism: Pseudozyma flocculosa PF-1
Lineage: Eukaryota; Fungi; Basidiomycota; Ustilaginomycetes; Ustilaginales; Ustilaginaceae
Exons: 1
Coding region: 1-1659 (552 amino acids)
Biological process (GO): gluconeogenesis
Cellular component (GO): cytosol
Molecular function (GO): phosphoenolpyruvate carboxykinase (ATP) activity; ATP binding
Source: RefSeq, a predicted model, not a curated record
AUGACCUCGCCCGGCAACCACCACGAUGACCUGCCCACCCACAACCCCCACUACUCGCUGCUCGGCGAGAACCUCAAGCUCUUCUCUGAUGCCGGCUUCGACAUGGACAAGAUCCACCUCAAGCGCAACGCCUCGGUCGCCCAGCUGUACGAGGAUGCUAUCCAGAAGGAGGGCGCCGUCAUCUCGUCGACGGGUGCGCUGAUCAACUUUUCCGGCAAGAAGACGGGCCGAUCGCCCAAGGACAAGCGCAUCGUCUUCGAGGAGACGUCCAAGGACCAGGUCUGGUGGGGCCCCGUCAACAUCAAGAUGGACGAGCACACGUUCGAGAUCAAUCGCGAGCGCGCCAUCGACUACCUCAACACCCGCGAGGACAUCUACGUCUUUGACGGCUUCGCCUGCUGGGACCCCAAGUACCGCAUCAAGGUCCGCGUCAUCUGCGCCCGUGCCUACCACGCCCUCUUCAUGCACAACAUGCUCAUCCGGCCCACGCCCGAGGAGCUCGAGAACUUUGGCGAGCCCGACUUUAUCAUCUACAACGCCGGCCAGUUCCCCGCCAACCGCUUCACCGCCGGCAUGACGUCGACGACGUCGGUCGAGAUCAACUUUAAGCGCCGAGAGAUGGUCAUCCUCGGCACCGAAUACGCCGGCGAGAUGAAGAAGGGCGUCUUCUCGGUCAUGCACUACCUCCAGCCCGUCAAGUUCAAGCAGCUCUCGCUCCACUCGUCGGCCAACGUCGGCGCCGACGGCGACGUCACCCUCUUCUUUGGCCUCUCGGGCACCGGCAAGACGACGCUCUCGGCCGACCCCAACCGCGCCCUGAUUGGCGACGACGAGCACGUCUGGACCGACACCGGCGUCGCCAACAUCGAGGGCGGCUGCUACGCCAAGACCAUCGGCCUCUCUGCCGAAAAGGAGCCCGAAAUCUACCACGCCAUCCGCUACGGCUCCAUCCUCGAGAACGUCGUCUACGACAAGCACACCCGCGUCGCCGACUACGAGGACGCCUCGAUCACCGAGAACACGCGCUGCGCCUACCCCAUCGAGUACAUCCCCAACGCCAAGAUCCCGUGCAUGGCCAACUCGCCGCCCAAGAACAUCAUCAUGCUCACCUGCGACGCCUACGGCGUGCUGCCGCCCGUCUCGAAGCUGUCGUCGGACCAGGCCCAGUACCACUUCAUCGCCGGCUACACGUCCAAGACGCCCGGCACCGAGGACGAGAUCUCGUCGCCCGUCCCCACCUUCAGCGCGUGCUACGGCCAGCCCUUCCUGGUGCUCCACCCGCGCGUCUACGCCGCCAUGCUCGCCGAGCGCAUGCAGCGCCACAAGGCCGACGUCUACCUCAUCAACACGGGCUGGGUCGGCGGCAAGUUUGGCGUCGGCAAGCGCUGCCCGCUCAAGUACACGCGCAAGAUCAUCGACGCCGUCCACAACGGCUCGCUCGCCAAGGCCGAGUACGAGGACUUUAACACGUUCAACCUCAAGGUGCCCAAGGCCGUCGAGGGCGUCCCCAGCGAGCUCCUCAACCCGGCCUCGGCCUGGAGCGACAAGAACGCCUUUGCCGCCGAGGUCAAGAACCUCGCCGGCCUGUUCAAGGACAACUUUGAGAAGUAUGCCGCCGACGUCGCACCCGAGGUCGCCGCCGCCGGCCCGUCGGCCUGA